This is a messenger RNA of Caenorhabditis remanei, 570 nucleotides long. RefSeq lists its product as uncharacterized. NCBI's taxonomy places the organism in Eukaryota, Metazoa, Nematoda, Chromadorea, Rhabditida, Rhabditidae. The record is from RefSeq and is a predicted model, not a curated record. The coding region runs from base 1 to 570 and encodes 189 amino acids. The transcript is spliced from 3 exons.
AUGGGGAGUAUGCACAGAGUGUACCAGGCUGUCUGGCCUCGUGCUUUUUGCUUGCAAAAGGCAAAAAAAGAGUGUUUCGAAAUUGGAGAGCGCACAUGCAGUUCAUUGAACACACAAUGUAGAGGAGAAGGGGAACGCAUCGAUUUCUCCUCAGUAGUGUCCCCAAGUAUUUCUAUUCAUUCUUCAAUUGGACUAGAAGCCGCCAGAGAAUCUGAAGACAGAAAACUCAUUUCGGAUCAUAACGCUCAAGUUGGUGACCUUCAACGACAGAUUGAGGCAAGAGAUGCCAAAAUGAGAAAGGCGAACGAGAAAAAUGAGGCUAGAGCAGAGGAAACCAAGGAAAUGGAGGAAAAACAUCAAACGGAGACGGAAAAAUUGAAGUCGAAUCAUAAAGAUCAAGUUGCUGAGCUUCAAAAGCAGAUUAAGGAUAGAGAUGCCAAGAUUAGAGAGGCAAACGACAAAAUGAGAGAGAACGAGCGGAACAAAAUCGAAAGAACCUUUUGGCUCAAAAACUCUAAAAGAAGACUACGAGAAGAGGAUUCAGAAAAGGAGCAAAAAAGUCAACGAUGA